AUGUCCAAAGAUGCUGAGCCUUGGUCUACCUCAGCCCUUCGAGUCGAUCAAUUCACCUACGAUGAAUGGCCCGAGCAACCACUAGCCACGGUCGAGGAUUUUUCGGUGGGUGAGGAGCAAUCUGAUUCGGUUGCAGUGUCAGCACUGUGGUCAUCGAGUGGUGUUGGAAUGCAUAGACGAUGUGUUCUCGGAGUGUUGACAUCUAAUUUGCUUUUCUCCAUAUGGGAGACGAACGGCUUUGAUCGAGGCUGGCGCAGAACAUACAUCUUGAACCAUCUCCCUCGCAUUGAGUCAGCAAGUACGCAGUCUGCUUCGCUACCGAAACGAUGGCGAAUUCGGGCAUUUGCUUGGUCUGCAACUCUCAAAAAGUCUGAAGAAGAUCGCUGGGGAGAACAGUUUCUUAUCGUUGCCGACGACGACGACAAUCUAACAUUGUUGAGUGUGAGGAAAGCACGCCGAGGACAGUAUGGUACUUGGGAAGUCCACGCUAUCUGCACAACGUCGCUGAAGAGCUCGGACCGUACAUCGGCAGGACGUGUUGUGCCAAAAAGCUUACACUCUCAGAUCACACGAGGUUCAAGCAUUGAGCGCCUCGAGAUGCAUGACUGGAAUAUUGCCACUUCUGGCCAUCGCCCGGACAACGAACGGCUAAUUGCAACAGCCAGGAUCACGUAUCGAACAUCUAAUUCACAUACACCCAGCUCCGUCUCUGUGACUCUCACUUGUUCGCAGGGACAUAUAGACGGCACUUUCGGUCCGAGCUCCCACGAUACGGAUUCUGCUAUGACAUCAUCACUAGCAGGUAUCGACGUGGCUGCACAAAGACUCAAAAAGGAGCCUCAGUGGCGCCAAGCAUUAGACGAUUGUUGCGAUGCUUAUAGGAAAACCUACGAGCUGAACGUGUCGCGAUACCGUCUGUGGACAUUAGCCAUAGAUCCUGCAGGCAUGUACGAGGUGGCAUGUGUAACUCUUCAUCCUGUUGAGGCGUUCGAGUAUACAUCUGCUAUUCAGGAGAAGACCCGACUCAUAUUCACAAGGCGAAACUCUGCCAACCUGCCAAGCACUACGCAACAGAACCUCAAAGACGUGGACCAGGUUCUGGCUAGUAGUCUUCAAGUUGUUACAAAGUGUGGUGGCGAUCCGAACUGCUUAAGCACCGAUAUAGAUCGCACGAUGAUUCAGCUGUUCUACACUGCAGCCGGAUAUUCUAGCCAGUAUGAAGACGAACGUGUGUUGUUGCGAGAAAUGCUGGAAUUUCAACCGAAUGCAGAUGUUGGGGUGAUCGGAAGCGAUGCACAGAACGUCCGAGCCGGCCAUCUCAAAAUAUUGUUCGGGAUGCAGCAGGCAGUUUCUGAAUCCGCUCAAGCUUGGACCACUACCAACCCGAAGCGUCGUAUCAAGACUAUUGGAUGA
Lithohypha guttulata is the source of this 1413-nucleotide messenger RNA. RefSeq lists its product as uncharacterized. Lineage: Eukaryota; Fungi; Ascomycota; Eurotiomycetes; Chaetothyriales; Trichomeriaceae. The transcript is spliced from 2 exons. Bases 1 to 1413 code for a protein of 470 amino acids. The record is from RefSeq and is a predicted model, not a curated record.